UUCGCGGCUUCGAAACUAUGUCCCAGCACUAUAACAAAUUUCUCAGUCUUCUAGAGCGGUGGCCGGUCGAUAAGAACAAGCUGGGCCGCGAUUUGGGACAGUACCUUCGUGAUCAGCUGACGGCGGUGCUAGGAGCAUCCAACAUAAUCGCGGUGAAGGACGAGCGACUGAACAAGCAGUUCCUUGCGCUGGAAAACAUUGUUAACGACGUGCACGGGAAGCGAUACCCUCGCGCACUCAGCUCGACCGCCACCGGCCUGUCCGGAGAGCAGUGCCGUAAAGUGUUGUCCACUGAGUUUCUUCAGAUACUGCAGAAGAAUAAGAGUAAGGAUUAG
Molecule: messenger RNA, 335 nt
Organism: Anopheles cruzii
Lineage: Eukaryota; Metazoa; Arthropoda; Insecta; Diptera; Culicidae
Product: ubiquinol-cytochrome-c reductase complex assembly factor 2
Exons: 1
Coding region: 18-335 (105 amino acids)
Biological process (GO): mitochondrial respiratory chain complex III assembly
Cellular component (GO): mitochondrial matrix
Source: RefSeq, a predicted model, not a curated record